This is a messenger RNA of Pogonomyrmex barbatus (red harvester ant), 6972 nucleotides long. It is a transcript of the gene Atg17, whose product is annotated as autophagy-related 17. The record is from RefSeq and is a predicted model, not a curated record. Gene Ontology annotation, biological process: reticulophagy; piecemeal microautophagy of the nucleus; positive regulation of protein phosphorylation. Gene Ontology annotation, cellular component: Atg1/ULK1 kinase complex; phagophore assembly site membrane. Gene Ontology annotation, molecular function: protein kinase binding; molecular adaptor activity. Lineage: Eukaryota; Metazoa; Arthropoda; Insecta; Hymenoptera; Formicidae.
ACGACGAUCUGCAUGUCUAUGGUAUUUCAUGAAUAGAAUUAUUAGUUUAUUUCUGUCUUUGAAAGAAUGAUUAGAUUAAAGACAACGUGAUAAUAGAAUUUUCGCUAACAAUAUUCUUACGAUUGAAUUAAUCGCUGAUUGAAUUGAUCGAAGUUUGGUCCACAAGAAUAACUCUAAGGCCUAACGGACCCGAAGACUCUCAAAAUUACGUUUGUCCCUGGCUGCGCGACACCAGCACCGCGGGUCGCGCGACGGCGGCGACUGGAAACAUUUCCCCCACCAUCGCGCCUCGGACGUUCUGUCCGCCGUACUCGACUGCGAUCGGCGCAGCAGUAAACAGCUGGCGACGCUUUGCGUCAGUACGAAACGUUCAACGGGAUCGCACGGAGCAAGUCCGCCCGUCGUCCCUCCCCUUCCCUUCCAUCCAAUUAUAUCCAAGCGAGAUCCCCGACCGACGCAUUUCUCGGCCGCUGUCCAAGCCAAGCCCGUGGCGUAUCGUCGUCUUGGUAAAUCGCUCCGACGCAGAAUAAUCCCGAUUUAUCGACGAGGAAGCCGAGCGAGCGGCGUCACUGUGGAAAAGCAGCGGGGAAAGCGGAGUCUCUUUGUCUCGGCGCGACGGCUCUGCGCAUAGACUGACAGUGCGCACGGCGCAGCAUUGUUUGUGUUGUUGUCGCGCGGUUGAUUCGGCGUUCUCUCAUCGGUCGGAUCCAUUUUCCUCUCGCGAGAACGCGAGGCCGACACUCUUGAGGGACGACUCGGUCACGGCGGAAGGAUCGUCCCAGACAAAAAUCGUGCGGAUUCUCCGAGAGGACACCCAGUGACAAACGGACACAAAAUCGUCGUGACCGUUCGUUGCCGAUGAACGACGGUGUCGCUCGUAUCGAGAAGCGAGCGAACGAGAGAGCGACGGAGAGCGAGAGAGCGCGGCGGCGGCGGACGCGGUGGCGUAACGCGGCGCGCGAGUGCUUUGUUUUGCCGAGCAGCUGAUCCGGACGCGCGACGGCAGCUACGUUCAUGACGCACGUCGCCGUUUGAUCCUCGGCGUCGCGUCAACGUGAUUCGGCCGCGUUCGUGCGGCCCGCUCUCUCGCGCGUCGUCGGCAAUCCGGAAGCGCUCCGGGACAAGCGGGGCGUCCGCCCACGACGAGGCGUACCGCGGCGUCGUCAGGGCCCCGUCGAUCGACCCCCGACCUCGAAACGGUCGGAGCAGCGGCAGCGACUGGCCCCGAGAUUGUCGAAUCGAUCGCCGACGCUUCGCGUUGCUAGACGGAUUUUCAUCGAGUCUGACGCGUCGUACGACGUAUCGAGAGAGUGUAGAAAUCAGGUGGAUUUAGCGAUCUCGGAACGCUUUACGGCGGAAGUCGUGCUACCGAACGCAGCGAAAAGAUUUCUCUAAGUGUCUAAGAAUUUGUCACGGAGAAUCUCGACGUAACGGACUGUGAUGUCGAGUGUUUAAAUCCCCCGACGCGCUGAUCGAUGCAUCUGGAACGAUCGCGCUCGCUGGAAUCAGCUCGAUGACGUAAACUGUGCGUACGUUGUGAGUUAUAUCGCACGGGUGGGUAUGACAUAAGGCCCAACAGAGCCGGCAGAGUUGCUCGUUGUCUCUGACAAAAGCGGAAGUAGAUUUUCGAGCGAUUGGAUACCGCUUGCACGAGGAGCGACGUCCCAUCGUGUGGUUGAUUCUCGCUUCCCAGAAAUCGAGGAACAAAGAAAACGACUCAGGCCGAAGGGACGUUGACGACUCUAGUUUUUUUUUUUUUUUUCUAACGAUCGGAGAGUCGAAGAUUUCUCACGAUCCAAGCAGUGAUCCACGAUUCUCGUGCGCGAGACAGAUACAUAUAUGUGGAUGAUAUUCAGCGAGAAAGUACGAUUAUCGAAGGCUUUGUCUCAGAACCGACGGCGAGGAUCGCGUUGAUCGAUGCGGCAUAGUCUCGAGGGGGCCGUCCUCGCGAACGAUCGAGAACGUGGGGUACGGCCCCGAUCAAGCUGACUAAGGGAACCGUCCAAGCCGAGAGCCAUUCGUGCUGCUGCUGUUGCUGUUUCUGUUGCUGCCAACGGAGGCCACGGAGGUGGAGAGAGGCAUCCGCGGGGCGGUGGGUACAUCGGGGCUAUUGUAACAGUUCUAUCCGUGUCGUUGCGUCGCCGCAAGGCGCCUACCUAAGAAACGCAACAUGCUUUACAUCUUCCACGUUGACACCGGCACCACCAUCACCUUUGACAUCAAGCUGGCACUACAAAGUGUCAGCCAGCUGAUGGAGGCGAUCGAGAGGGAAUGUGGCGUGGUAGCGGCGCAUCAGGUGCUGCUCAUGAGCGGAGGCGAGUGCUUGGAACCAAAUGCACGUGUAUGCUCCUACUCGGCUGGUACCGACACGAAUCCAAUCUAUCUGUUCAGCAAGGCCGCCAUUGAGAGCAGCCUUCCACCCACGCCGAGUAUAGAUUACGGUUCCGAUGUCGACCUGCAGACACAGAUCGACGCCUCGCUGGCGAUGCCGGCCACCUACCAGACCCUUUGUGCACGUGCCCACCUGGCCCAGCAGUGUUGCGGCCUGGCGCGAGAGCAGACGAGGAUCUGCGAGAGACUGGUUCACGAUCAGCAUCUCCAGCAGCAAGGCUGGGCCGCGGUAGUCGCAAAUCUCGAGGAUAUCACACAAAUGUUUCAGUCACGGGCCGAGCAGUUCCAACAAGCUUUCGUCCUGUACCUCGCCGAGAGGCAGCAGCAUAUGAAACUUCUCGACAAUUUUAGCGCGGAUCUUGGUACUCUCGCAAAAAUUCCAAUUUUGCCGGCCUUGAGAGCUCAGGCCGAAGGUUUAUUGAGUCCGGAUGAUCAACCGAGUCAGACUUCUGAGACCACGUCGGAGGAUAGCGGGGAAGUGUUGAGUCUGCUUCGGUGGAUCUCUGCGAAAGACAAUCAGAGCAGCUUAGAGCAAGUGGCGUAUCAAUGCUCGCGUGGCUUGGAACAGUUCGACGAACGAUUGAUGCAAGCCUUGAAAGCUGAAGUGAACGCAGCCAUCGACAAUGCUAACAAACAGGAUAUGAAGGAGAUUAAGGGCCUAGGCGAGAGGCUGUUUGCCCUGGAACAGCUGAUGGUACAGACUAAGAGGCUCGUUCACGAGCAGGGCGAGCUUGCUCAGGGCUUUCUUCAGAAUCAAAAUCGUGCGAGCAAUUUAGGUGAUGCGAGCGUUCUGCCAGAUCUUUGCAAUUCCCACCGGCGGCAGUUACUCGUCAUGCUGCAGAAUCACAAUCAGUUGCGCGACAUCCGCCGUAGAUGUACCAAGGCGAAGGAGGAGCUCUCAGUGAAUAUCUAUCAUCGCCUGAAGUGGAUUAUGUACGUGGAGAACAAGAUGGUGGAAGUGGGCAACAAGCUAAUCAUAUAUCACGAGAGUUUGAAGCGGUUGCGACGGCAUCUGGAUGUGCUCCAACAGAUCCACUUGGCCCCGCAAAUGUACCUAAGCGCCGUAGUAGAAGUUGUCAGAAGGCGUACCUUUUCGCAGGCUUUUCUCGUAUGGGCGAGCAAUUUGGCAUGCCAGUUGUUGACUGUUCACAGCGAGGAGUUGGCGCGUAGGCGAGAAUUUCAGAGUAAAUUCGACGGUCACUUCUUGAAUACUCUCUUCCCAGGUUUGGAGGAUACGCCGCCGCCUUUUGCGACGCAAGCACCUUCUGUUUUUGAUAAUGGAUUGCCUAAGCUGACCGUGGACGACAUGGAGUCAUUAAGAUCACAGCUUCCAGACUUGGCGCUUUCGAUCUCUACACCGGAUUUGAGCAGCAUCACGCAGUUUUUCUUAUCCAAAAGUUUUACCGAAGGUAGCACCGAUGGCAACAAGGAGAAGGAUACGACAUCUGUGAGCACCGAUAUUCCCGCGAAAGAACAAGAACGUACCAGAGCACCGUUGUUGUCCGACAGGGGCGACUUCGAAUCCGAAACCGACACGGAGGAGUUCGAGAAAAUCGGUCAGGCCGGCGUGGACGCGACCAAGCCUGGCGUGUUCGACGGGGCGAAACAGAAACGGCAGAAGCAAUUGGAGGUUGGUGCCUCUCGAAGCGUGUCCCCCGCUUCCUCGACCUCGACUAACGUCUCCCCGCUAAACUCGAAAGUCGCGGACCUAAUGACGCGUUCGUCCACGUCAAGCGAACCCGGCUCUUUCCAAUUUCCCAGCCUGUCCGCCACGAGCGAACGCCCGGUGCAGCUGAGUCCGCUGACCGAGUGCGUGGAGAACGGCGCCGCCGAUUCCUCCAAUUGCUUGCUCCGCAGCGGUGCAAGCGGUCUUUCGAACUAUCGCGACGCCUUGCCGCUCGAGGAACAACAUUCCCUCAGUCCGAAUCCUCCUUCCCUGCCACGGUCCUCCGUCAUGUGCGACGGCCAGCAUCAGCAACAUCAGCACCCGCUGUCUGGUAGCGGUGGUAGCAGUCCUUCCGUCGGCGUGGGUGCUACCGACUUCAUGGGUACCGAGUUUUACAUGGACGAGUCUCUGCCCAGCAGUCUCAGCGAACAUCCCGCCGACGGUCAACAUCAGGCUCUCGUGUCCCUCCUUCAGGAGAAUCUUGGUAAUACGCGCGAAGAAGUGGAAAGAUUGAGAUCCAUUCUGAAGACUAUGAAGACGGUUGUAUGCGAGGAGCUUAGUUCUGUUCGAAAUGAAUUGGCGAUUCUGCGCGAUCGAUCUCACGAGGAUAAAAGCGGCCUCGUCGAAAUGACGGAACGUGUACGGGUAGCAUUAUCCCUGCAUUCGCGGGAAUAUGAUCGACGUCUUCAAGAGCGCGAGCAGGAACUGACGAUUGAGCAUGAAUACGAGAUAGCGGAUGUUAAGAAGCUGAUGCAGAAUCGCGAAGAGGAGAUCUGCACGCUCAAACGUAAUCUUCUGGAAAAGGAGACUGAGUUGGCGGAACACGAGCGAUUGGUCGCCACGAUGCAUCAAAAGUUGGAGGAUGAGCAGAUCGAGAGGAGGAACUUACAAACUCGUUUACACCAGCAACUCGAGGACUAUUCGAGAAUACUAGAGCAAGCGCGCAUAGACAAGGAGGAGGCUGUGAAAAAGACGAAUGACGAGAGAUUCCUCGAGAUCACCUCUCUGACAAAUUCUUUGACGCAAUGUCAGAAACGAAUUCAAGAGCUGGAAGAGAAUCUGGCGACUGCGCGCAACGAUCAAGAGAGAAUGGUGAAAGAGGCGACCGAUAAGCUGCAGAUAGAAUAUAAGACGGAGUUGGAAACUAUUCGAAGCCGUUUUAAACUUAUGGCUGCUUCUACCAUGGAAAGAAGUCCUAGCGACUCUAGUCUAGAGAAGAUUGAGCGGACGGAUGUUAUCGAGCUUGCGAAUCACGAGGCGAUUUUGGCGCAAGCAAGAGAAGAUAUGAAAGUUGAGAAUGCCAUGGCAGUUCGUACCGCUAUCGAGAAAGAGAGGGCUGACUGCAUGGCGAAAUUGGAUAACGAAUUAAGAUUGGCGAAGGAAGUAGUCGAAGAGAAAAAUAGGGAGAUAGAGAUAUAUAGAGUGAGAACGGCCGUACUUAUCGAACAGGGCAAGCGUUAUAAGAACAUGAUAGAUCGAUUAAUUGGAGAAUUCGAAUUGAAAUCGGAGAUACAGCAAACCUUGACGGAGAAGAUGAAAAAUCUUGAAGCGGAUAAGGCAUGGCUGGAGAGUAAAGAAGCCGCAGAGAAGACAAUGCGAACGGUCUUAGAACAAAACGAAGAUAUUGGAUAUUCUGUCGAAUCUGGAGUACACAAAGAUUUGAGUUACGAUCGGUUGGAUGCUGCUCAAAGUGAACUGGAGGAUGUCUUUAAGGAUUUGGAAUCUGAAAAAUACGAAGUUGAAGUUUCAGAAUCGAAAAAGGUGCGAUUGGAGGCUGACGACGAUGAUCUAGCUCGGCUGUCGAGGCGACUUGAAUCUCUUGAGAACGAUAAUAAGCGAUUGUCUUGCGAAUUAAAUUCGAUACGCGCGAGUAAAGUAGCGGCCGAAGCAAAAGUGGAGGCAUUAAUGACGGAUAAAAUUCGUUUGGAAAUCGAAUUGCUGAAGGAACGAACCAAAAGGUUUAGUACCGAAUCGAUGCCAUCGGAGAGCCGUGAUAAGGACAUGAACGCGUCGGUUGCGGUAGUUUCCGAUGCCAACUCAAGUCGGGACGCGGCUACGAGCCCGGAACCGAGUCGACGAUCAUCUUCCAAAUCGAUAUGCUUCCACCCUUCACUUCCCUCGUACAUACAUAAGAAAGUCGCAGAAAAAGUGGCGAAGAUGGUGCAACAAGGGAUCAUCACUGUCACCAGUUGCAAUCCAGGCGAUGUGGUACUUGUAGUUUGGGAUGGUAUGCACAACAAUUACGCAGUGUACCAAGAAUCUUCGACUUUUUAUUUUCUUCAUUCGGACUACAUAGACGCAUUGGAUGUGGGGGUGAAGCCGAGCGUCUAUCGGAAAUGCAUUCUCGCUGAAGUGAUUGAUAAAGAAUAUUGCCACGCGAGGAAGCAGGAAAAUCGGUAUCAUGUUCCGCGUGGUACGAAAUUCUACAGAGUGCGCGCUAAACCACGAGAUUCACGCGCGCUGACCGACGACACAGGUUCAAUGUCGAAGAGUCAACUACCGUAAUUUUACGUUCAGACUAUAAAUGUCGAGAAUCCCUUGAUUCUUGCCUAGUACAAGCGCUGUGAUCGAGGGUUUGCGUCGGCAGGCCGCAUUCGUUAAGGGAUCAGCGACCCAGAACGCAAAUCCCGAAAUUACGUCUCCGCAACCAUCCGGAAACCUCGGAUCUAGGCCAAAACCUGCCAGAGCCUCUAGACGCAUCCUUGAUACCAAUGAACGCUGGGGGGGUGAUCCACGGAAAGAGGUAUGCGCAAGUUGGGUAACAUGAAAUGAGACGGAAGGAUGCGCCGGCGUUUUAUUGUGAUAUAAGUAAUUUUUAAACGAGUGAAACAUAUUUGUCGAAUGCUGUGGUUAGCUGUGAAGCGUAACGAUAUUUGUAUUCUUCGACUUUUCUUUUUUCAUAAAUGAAAAAAAAA